Nicotiana tabacum (common tobacco) is the source of this 1412-nucleotide messenger RNA. Its product is annotated as ATP synthase subunit gamma, mitochondrial. Gene Ontology annotation, molecular function: proton-transporting ATP synthase activity, rotational mechanism. Lineage: Eukaryota; Viridiplantae; Streptophyta; Magnoliopsida; Solanales; Solanaceae. Gene Ontology annotation, biological process: proton motive force-driven ATP synthesis. The record is from RefSeq and is a predicted model, not a curated record.
ACUGUACACUCCCUUUUGAGUCUGUCAUUUCAGGACAUUGAAAACCCUAGCGAAAGUUGUCGAUCUCAAUCAGGAGGAAGAAGAAGAAGAAGAAGCGAUUUGAUCGAAUCAUCAGAUCUCACAAUGGCGAUGGCUGCUUUGAGACGUGAGGGAAGGCGUUUCGCCAUUAAUCCCUGCCCUCUCAACACUCUCCGGUCUUCUCUCGUUCCUUCCGAGGAACCAGUCUCAUCAGGAGUUCGGUAUAUUUCAACACAAGUUGUCAGAAAUCGAAUGAAGAGUGUCAAAAAUAUCCAGAAGAUUACAAAGGCUAUGAAGAUGGUUGCUGCUUCAAAGCUUAGAGCUAUUCAGACUAGAGCUGAAAAUUCACGCGGACUAUGGCAGCCAUUUACUGCACUUCUUGGCGACACUCCCAGUGUUGAUGUGAAGAAGAAUGUUAUCAUAACCAUCUCUUCAGACAAAGGUCUUUGUGGUGGAAUUAAUUCUACAUCCGUCAAGAUUAGCAGGGCUUUUCAUAAGCUAAAUUCUGGUCCUGAAAAGGAAAAUAAAUAUGUUGUCUUGGGGGAAAAGGCAAAGGCUCAGUUGGUGCGAGAUUCAAAGAAGGACAUUGAGCUGAUCAUGACCGAGUUGCAGAAAAAUCCUCUUAACUACACACAGGUUUCUGUCAUUGCAGAUGACAUCUUGAAGAAUGUGGAAUUUGAUGCACUGAGGAUCAUUUAUAAUAAGUUCCAGUCAGUAGUCGCAUUUUUGCCAACGAUGUCUACUGUACUUUCCCCAGAGGUUGUGGAGAGAGAGUCUGAAUCCGGUGGAAAGCUUGGGGAACUCGAUUCUUAUGAAGUUGAAGGCGCCGAGACGAAGUCUGAAGUUCUUCAGAAUCUAUCCGAGUUCCAAUUUUCAUGUGUUUUGUUCAAUGCAUUGCUGGAGAAUGCUACUAGUGAGCAAGGAGCAAGAAUGUCUGCCAUGGAUAGUUCCAGCAGAAAUGCUGGUGAUAUGCUUGAUCGUCUCACUCUCACUUACAACAGAACCCGUCAAGCAUCAAUCACUACAGAACUAAUAGAGAUCAUAUCAGGAGCAUCAGCACUGGAGGGUUAAUUGGACGGCCUCUUGUUUUGUCUGAUGGCGACGAAAUAAAAAGUACAAAAUGUUUAAGCUUCUUUUGCACCUUGUGGUGACAGCUUUUUACUGUUUGUUUUGUUAAUAAUAUCCUGGUUAACUUGAUUUCUGGGGAAUCAUUGGAAGAGCCUUUUUUUUUUUUUAAUGUUUCCUUCUGUUUUUGAUAUCAGGCAUUGACACUGUUGGUCCAUAUUGCCGGCGAAGUUAUUUCGACAAGCUAGACAAACAGAAAUAGUGUUAUUUUUGUUCUGAUGCAAAUUCUGAAUUUCUUUUCUUGUGAUGCAAGUCGGUAUUUGAACUAA